AUGGCUAUUGAAACAAGCUACGCCUCCCAGAUUGCCUCUCUGACCGAAAAAGUGGCACAACUGGAGCGCCGGUUGCAAGAACAGGAGGACGUCGAAGCCGUCCGGCGCCUGAUCGACCACUACACGGCACUGCACGACCUGGCCUUUCAGGACCCCAAGGCGCUGCAACAGUGGGAGGACCUGUUCACGGAAGACGCACACGUGAAAUACGCGUUUGGCGAGCACUUUGGCCGCAAGGGGCUGGGGGCAUGGGCCUGGGGCCCCGAGGUGGCCCAGUACGACCAGUGCCACCUGCAGAGCAGCAACUUUGACAUCAGCUUCAGCAAGGACCGACAAAUCGCUUAUGUGCGGUCCAACGGCAUCACCCACUGGCUGUACAAGCGCGACGAGCUGGACAGGCACUUCGACGCUGGCGCUGUCUACCGCUGGACAAUUCGCCGCGAACCGGACGGCAGGUGGGCUAUCUGGAAGAUUGACCUGUACUGUGCGUGGAUGACGGGCCAGGAUCCUAACGGCGUUAGCGGACGAGCCACGUGA
Fonsecaea multimorphosa CBS 102226 is the source of this 537-nucleotide messenger RNA. RefSeq lists its product as uncharacterized. The transcript has a single exon. The coding region runs from base 1 to 537 and encodes 178 amino acids. NCBI's taxonomy places the organism in Eukaryota, Fungi, Ascomycota, Eurotiomycetes, Chaetothyriales, Herpotrichiellaceae. The record is from RefSeq and is a predicted model, not a curated record.